This is a messenger RNA of Lichtheimia ornata, 681 nucleotides long. RefSeq lists its product as uncharacterized. The transcript is spliced from 3 exons. Bases 1 to 681 code for a protein of 226 amino acids. The record is from RefSeq and is a predicted model, not a curated record. Lineage: Eukaryota; Fungi; Mucoromycota; Mucoromycetes; Mucorales; Lichtheimiaceae.
AUGAAGGCAUUCAACAUUGCUACCAUCUUGUGCCUGCUUUUGGCCACUCUCGGAUACGCCCAAGUUGUCCAGGUUACUGACGACAAUGUCAAUUCACUUGUUACGUCUGAAAGCGAAUGGCUACUUGAAUUCUACGCAGAAUGGUGUGGUUACUGUCGCAAGUUCGCACCCAAAUAUGAAGAAGUAGAGGAUGCACUCUCUGACAGCAGUGUCCAGGUUGGCAAGGUGGAUGUUGAAAGUAGCCCCGGGCUUGCUGCAAGAUUCUUUGUUCAACGCCUACCCACGGUCGUCCACAUCAAAGAUCAUCAAGUGCGUGUGGUGCCCCAUGACAAAACCUUGGACUUGGUGGGCCUUAUUAAACGGGAGGAAUGGCAAGAUAUUAAGCCUGUGAAUGCUAUGACUUCACCAUUCAGUGCUGUUGGAACGCUUGUAGGAUUCACGGGUCGUAUGGUCAAAUGGGCUUCGAGUCUUUCCCCAACGAUGAUGGUGAUCUUGAUGCUUGUCUUAUUGGGCGUCGUGGUUAUUCUACCCAUUUACAUGCCAAAGGAUGGUGACAAUCAAGCUCAAAACGAUGAGCAAGCUACAGAGGAUACUUCAUCGGUCACAAGUGCAAGAAAACCAGAAUCUUCUUCAUCCUCCACCACCACUACCAAGCAACGCAAAUCCAAAAGAAUUGACUAG